GUGGUAUGCGCAGUAGGUCACCUGAAUCUAACACACGGGGAAAUUGCCUGUCAGGGUAGCAUAGAACCAUUUUUGCAUUCCGCCUUGUCCUACUUAUUUACUGCAACACUGUAAAGUGAGAACCAUAUAGGGGACGAGAUCUUAAAGUGUUGUACGGCAUUGGAUUAUAGCGGGUGUGAGGGGAUUGCCAGACACGUCUGCGGCGAGUAUAGCCACGUACCGAUAUUUUUUUUUUUAUUCGCCGGUCUCUGGCUUGCCAGAGGUUGACUUUUAAAACACCAUGGAGGAUGCGCAUGCCAAAUCGGUUGCUGAAUGCUUGCAAUAUUAUGAUGUUAACGAAACUCAGGGACUCAGUUCUCGUCAAGUGAAAGAUGCACAAGCAAAGUAUGGUCCAAACGAAUUACCAGCAGAAGAAGGGAAAUCACUAUGGGCUCUAGUGUUGGAACAGUUCGACGAUCUACUCGUCAAAAUUCUCCUUUUAGCUGCAAUCAUCAGCUUCAUUUUAGCUAUUUUUGAAGAAGAAGAAGAUAAAAUUACAGCCUUUGUGGAACCAUUUGUUAUAUUGCUUAUUCUUAUAGCCAAUGCUAUUAUUGGAGUUUGGCAGGAAAGGAAUGCAGAAAGUGCGAUUGAAGCAUUGAAAGAAUAUGAACCUGAAAUAGCUAAAGUGAUUAGACAAGGCAAAAUAGGAGUACAGCGCAUCAAAGCCAAGGAGCUUGUACCUGGUGACAUUGUAGAAAUUUCAGUGGGCGACAAAGUCCCAGCGGAUGUUCGUCUUAUAACUAUCAGAUCAACGACGUUAAGAACCGAUCAAGCUAUACUUACCGGUGAAAGCGUGAGUGUUAUAAAACAUACAGAACCUAUUCCAGACCCCAGGGCGGUAAAUCAAGAUAAAAAGAACAUCUUGUUUUCGGGUACGAAUAUAGCAUCUGGAAAAUGUGUUGGUUUAGUUUUUGGAACAGGAUUAAACACAGAAAUUGGCAAAAUCAGAACACAAAUGACAGAAACUGAAACGGAAAGAACGCCGCUCCAGCAGAAAAUAGACGAGUUUGGUGAACAACUCUCGAAGGUGAUUUCCAUAAUCUGUGUUGCAGUAUGGGCUAUCAAUAUUGGCCAUUUCUCUGACCCCUCACACGGUGGUUCUUGGAUCAAAGGUGCUAUUUACUACUUCAAGAUCGCAGUCGCACUAGCAGUAGCUGCCAUCCCUGAAGGUCUUCCCGCUGUCAUCACAACCUGUCUGGCUCUAGGUACUCGUCGCAUGGCCAAGAAGAAUGCCAUUGUACGAAGUCUCCCAUCAGUAGAAACACUUGGUUGCACAUCAGUAAUUUGUUCUGAUAAAACUGGUACACUCACAACAAACCAGAUGUCUGUCAGUCGGAUGUUUAUCAUCAAGGAUAUCAAAAAUGAUGUAGUUGAUCUUGAUGAAUUCCACAUUAGUGGCGUGACAUACGAUCCCGUUGGCGAUGUAACUUUAAAUGGGUCAAAGGUGGUUCCCGGUAAUUAUGAGUCUAUGAUAGAAUUAGCAACUAUCUGUUCACUUUGUAACGACUCCAGUGUGGACUACAAUGAUUCAAAGAAUGCAUAUGAAAAAGUUGGAGAGGCGACAGAAACGGCAUUGACUGUAUUAGUUGAAAAGCUGAACGUGCUAAACACAGACCUGCAUGGCCUUGAUAAGCAUCAGCUUGCCAAUGCAUGCAAUACUGUUAUUAGCAAAACAUGGAAUAAAGACUUCACCCUGGAGUUCAGCCGAGACAGGAAGUCAAUGAGUGUCUUCUGUUCACCAAGUAGAGGCGGUCCUUCCAAGAUGUUUGCCAAGGGAGCACCAGAGAGUAUUCUUGACCGUUGCAAUUACGUUCGUAUUGGUACAAACCGUGUCCCCCUCACCACCGCUGUCAAGACACAGAUCAAGUCUACCAUUGAAGCUUAUGGAUGUGGCAGAGAUACACUACGUUGCAUUGGAUUAGCAACCGUUGACAGUCCAAUGAAGCAAGAAGAUAUGGAGUUAGAGAAUGCCAGCAACUUUAUUAAGUAUGAGUCUAACAUGACGUUUGUUGGGUGUGUUGGUAUGUUGGACCCUCCUCGUAAGGAAGUGAUGGCCUCCAUCCAGGCUUGUCGUCGAGCUGGUAUCCGUGUCAUUGUCAUUACCGGUGACAACAAAGCUACUGCUGAGGCCAUCUGCCGCAGAAUUGGAGUGUUCACUGAACAUGAAUCACCUGAAGCACAGAUGGUAUUGGCUGACGAUAACUUCUCCACUAUUGUGGCUGCUGUGGAAGAGGGACGUGCAAUCUACAACAAUAUGAAACAGUUCAUUCGUUAUCUGAUCUCCUCAAAUAUUGGUGAAGUAGUCAGUAUUUUCCUAACUGCCGCAUUGGGUCUUCCGGAAGCUCUGAUUCCUGUACCUUUGUGGGUCAACUUAGUAACAGAUGGUCUGCCAGCCACCGCCCUUGGAUUCAACCCCCUGACUUGGAUAUCAUGGAGAAGCUACCCCCGUAGACCUAAAGAACCCCUCAUAAGCGGAUGGUUGUUCUUCAGAUAUAUGGCUAUUGGUGUCUACGUCGGGUGUGCUACAGUCGGUGCUUCAGUAUGGUGGUUCACUUUGUAUGAAGGCGGUCCUCAUCUUUCAUAUUACCAUCUGUCUCAUCAUCUGCAAUGUCCACUGGAACCUGAAUUAUUUAAAGGUGUUGACUGUGAAGUGUUUGAAGAUCCUCACCACAUGACGAUGGCAUUGUCUGUUUUGGUUACAAUUGAAAUGUUUAAUGCUUUUAACAGUCUGAGUGAGAACCAGUCAUUACUGGUGAUGCCCCCAUGGCAGAAUAUCUGGUUAAUCCUAGCCAUCGCUCUCUCUAUGGCUCUCCAUUUCUUUAUUCUUUAUGUUGAUUUCAUGUCGAUUGUGUUCCAGAUCACUCCACUCAACGUGGCAGAGUGGAUGGCAGUGAUCAAAAUCUCCUUCCCUGUAAUUCUAUUAGACGAAGUGUUGAAGUUUGUGGCACGUCGUAUCGCUGAUGGUAAACAUCCUUUUGCAGAUAUUCAUUGGCUAAUUGCCAUCAUGGUUCCUCUCAUUCUUGCCCUAGUAUACUCACCAAUUUAGUGCCCUCUGUGUCUGCUUUUUUUGUAUACAUAUAUACUUGUAAUUCUCUCUUACGGUUGAAGUAACAAUAGCUUGUCAUAGCAACUAGAUUUUCACUUCAUCUAGACCUCAUUGUUUUAACCCUCAUCUUUUGUACAGUAACUUAAAACAAAAAUAUUAAUGAGACAAAUAUUCUAAUUCACCUCUAAGGGCUGCAAUCAUUCAAACUGUAUUUAUCGUGGGGUGGGGGGUGACUACUUUUUAAAAUAUAUUAGUGUUAGACUCCUGAAUUUGUUUAAAAACUGUUUUCACAAGAUAUUAAUUUGACUAUGCAGUUUUAAAUUUCCAAUCACAUUCUCUCCCUUGAUUGCUUUUGAUUCAAAGAUUAUAACAAAAAUUACCCUAUUAAUUUUUUAGGUUAUAGGAAAGCAUUUAAUGUCACUAUUUUUUAGCAUUACUAAAAAAGAGUUUUGCUUCUUCGGCAUGUGUUGCUCACAGUGAAAAUGUAUGAAAAUAGUAAACAGGGUAGUGUAAUGUUUCAGGACUGUUUAUUAUUCAUAUUUAUUUAAAAAAUUAUAGUUUUAAUUUAUCUUGUUGCUUGCUUAAACUAAAUUACUUUUUUUUUCCCCAAUCAAUUUUGAGGAUAAGUUUUAGAUCAAAUAUUUUUUUAAAUUUUAUCCAAAAAAGCAUUAGGGUAAUAAUUGACUGGAGAAUACUUUCAAACUAACACAUCGCUCAUUUGCUGACUCUUUCCACUGCUUUUCUUCUAAAAACAAAACAAAACAAAAAUUAUGUACAGACUGAUUAUACUGGCCCAGUGUAGUUUUUUAUUUUUUCUAUUUUUCUGUUGCUUGUGAUUUUGAUUUCCCCCUUUUGUUGAGUGUUUGUAUUGGAUGCACUUGAAUGCUUGUGUAAAACACACUCACAGAAAAAAAAUAGGUAAAUUGAGCCGAUCUGUUAGUUUGCAUGUUUACUGUUCUCACCCUAAAUAAUGUGAAGUUUGAAUCACUUGUGCGUGCAACUUGUUUUUAAUAUUUGAUUCCUUUUCCUUUAACUGUACUAAUGUUAGAAAAAACUUGUAGUGGAAAAAAAAAAAAUCAUCAGCAUUGUAUUUAGUCCUCCCAUGAUGCAUCAUUGUAUAGAGCAUGCUCAGUGGAGGUGAUGCAAGACUAAUUGAGCAUGUGCUGAUGAGCAGUGCAUGAUGGGAAAAUCGUAUAAUUUUAGUGUGUAGCUUAGUGUAUACUCAUUUACAAUGUGACAACAAGAGACAAGUUUUUUUCCUAAUGUAUUGGUUUUUUUCCACUCCCUGUACAUGUUCGAGAAAUCUUUGGAAGUUGUAAAUAAAAUUGAGAGAAUGAGAUGGCUUCUUUCGUGAAGCUGUUGGUUUGAUAUCAUAA
Saccoglossus kowalevskii is the source of this 4461-nucleotide messenger RNA. Its product is annotated as calcium-transporting ATPase sarcoplasmic/endoplasmic reticulum type-like. Gene Ontology annotation, biological process: calcium ion transport. Gene Ontology annotation, cellular component: membrane. Gene Ontology annotation, molecular function: P-type calcium transporter activity; ATP binding; ATP hydrolysis activity. NCBI's taxonomy places the organism in Eukaryota, Metazoa, Hemichordata, Enteropneusta, Harrimaniidae. The record is from RefSeq and is a predicted model, not a curated record.